This is a messenger RNA of Liolophura sinensis, 528 nucleotides long. RefSeq lists its product as uncharacterized. NCBI's taxonomy places the organism in Eukaryota, Metazoa, Mollusca, Polyplacophora, Chitonida, Chitonidae. The record is from RefSeq and is a predicted model, not a curated record. The coding region runs from base 1 to 528 and encodes 175 amino acids. The transcript has 2 exons.
AUGUAUAUCUCCACCUGUACCAAACCACAGUGCCUGGUGGAGGUUUACUUGUCCUGCUCUGUAAUGUGUCACCUCUAUGACAAACUUCCUGACGUAGCACUGAGUAAGCCAAGAACGCCCUACACCAGUCACCUCUAUGACAAACUUCCUGACGUGGCACUGAGUAAGCCAAGAACGCCCUACACCAGUCACCUCUAUGACAAACUUCCUGACGUGGCACUGAGUAAGCCAAGAACGCCCUACACCAGUCACCUCUAUGACAAACUUCCUGACGUGGCACUGAGUAAGCCACGAACGCCCUACACCAGUCACCUCUAUGACAAACUUCCUGACGUGGCACUGAGUAAGCCACGAACGCCCUACACCAGUCACCUCUAUGACAAACUUCCUGACGUGGCACUGAGUAAGCCACGAACGCCCUACACCAGUCACCUCUAUGACAAACUUCCUGACGUGGCACUGAGUAAGCCACGAACGCCCUACACCAGUCACCUCUAUGACAAACUUCCUGACGUGGCGCUGAGUUAG